Zingiber officinale is the source of this 2653-nucleotide messenger RNA. Its product is annotated as amino acid transporter AVT1C-like. Gene Ontology annotation, cellular component: plasma membrane. The transcript has 14 exons. Bases 126 to 1799 code for a protein of 557 amino acids. Lineage: Eukaryota; Viridiplantae; Streptophyta; Magnoliopsida; Zingiberales; Zingiberaceae. The record is from RefSeq and is a predicted model, not a curated record.
UGUUUUAAGUAUUGUGUCAACCGAAUGCACUCCUUCCAAUUAGUCACUCGCUUCGCCGCUCUGCUGCCUCUGCUCGCCUCCGAUCGACGUUUCAACUGGUCUUUCAUUCCAUUGCCAGGGGUGAGAUGAGGAACUCCGUGUCGGAUCGGAAUCUCUUCAUCGAGAGCGAGGAGGAGGAUGACGGCAUCAACCAGGAGGAAGGACGGAAAGCGCAGCACUCAGCUGCCGGAGAGUAUUCCGACGCCUCCGAUUCGUCUUCGGAGGAUGGGGACGGCGCGCCGCAUAGCAGGCCCAACUCGUACUCCACCAAUUGGCCCCAAAGUUACAGGCAAUCCAUGGACAUGUAUAGUAGCAUAACAUCGCCAAACAUAGGAUUCUUGGGGACUCCAACGCUUAGCAGAUUAUCUAGUUCCUUCAUUUCUUCUUCCUUUCGGUCUGUGAAACACACACCAGAAAUCAUCACAUCACUUAUAAGACCUUUGUUACCCACCACUGUCGUUGAUCAACAAGAAGUAGAAGUAGAAACAAGUCAGAGCUCACAAUCAUUACUACUGCCCUCAAGAAAGCCAUCCUUGGAAAAGAUACAAGAGAAGACCUCUGUUGAAUUUCUCAUUUCCAAAAAUUGUUCCUAUGGACAAGCAGUGCUCAAUGGAAUUAAUGUCCUAUGUGGGGUUGGGAUCCUUUCAACUCCUUAUGCUGUCAAAGAAGGGGGGUGGCUCGGCCUAUCCAUACUUCUAAUAUUUUCUGUGCUUGCUUGGUAUACUGGCAUUCUGCUGCGCUACUGCUUGGACAGCGAGGAAGGACUUGAGACAUACCCUGAUAUCGGACAGGCAGCCUUUGGCACCACAGGCCGAUUUGCCAUCUCUAUUGUUCUCUACCUGGAGUUGUAUGCUUGCUGUGUUGAGUAUAUCAUUUUAGAGAGGGAUAACUUGUCUUCUUUGUUUCCAAAUGCACAGUUGGAAUUAGGUGGGCUACAUAUGGACUCUCCUCUUCUCUUUGCCAUUUUAACCACUCUUCUAGUACUUCCCACAACAUGGCUUCGAGAUUUAAGUGUUCUUAGUUACCUAUCAGUUGGAGGAGUCAUUGCGUCUGUGCUCGCAAUCUUGUGCUUAUUUUGGGUGGGUGCAUUUGAUAAAGUUGGUUUUGAAAAUACUGGAACUCCAUUAAAUCUGCAAGGUAUUCCAAUUGCUAUUGGUAUAUAUGGCUACUGCUAUUCUGGUCAUGCUGUUUUCCCAAACAUAUAUUCCUCACUGAAGAAACCUAGUCAAUUCCCAAUUAUUCUCUUUACAUGUUUUGCAAUUUGCACCUUAAUGUUUGCUGGGGCUGCUGUGAUGGGUUUCACUAUGUUUGGGGAGUCAACUAUGUCACAGUUCACACUAAACAUGCCACAGAAUCUUGUGGCCUCCAAAAUUGCUGUUUGGACAACGGUGGUGAAUCCAAUUACCAAAUAUGCAUUAACUCUUACCCCUUUGGCCAUGAGUUUGGAGGAAUUUCUCCCAUCGAACCAUAUGAAGACACAUUUGUAUCCAAUUAUGAUAAGAACGAUGCUAGUUAUUUCUACGCUAUGUGUGGCACUCUCGGUCCCAUUUUUUGGAUUGGUGAUGGCUUUGAUUGGGUCUUUGCUCACCAUGCUUGUAUCUUUGAUUCUUCCAUGUCUUUGCUUCUUGAGCAUUCUGCGGGACAAAGUUACAAGGAUUCAGAGUUUGCUGUGCAUUUUCAUCAUCACAAUUGGAGUGGUUUCUUCCAUCUGUGGCACAAUCUCUUCCGUCUCAAAGAUCGUUGACAGAUUAAAGCAAUGAUACGACACCAAACAAAUCAAGUUUUGGAGGCUCCCAUUUUUAUAUCCACGGGACAGGACAACCAUGGAACUUGAACUUGGAGGACUUCCCUUACCAAACAAUUAUAGCAAAGUGUGUGGGGGCACCAAAGAAUUAAGCACAUCACUGAUCAGCUGCACUUGGCCAAUACGUGUGUGACUGUGCAUAUGCAGGUGACAAGCAUCAUCACACAAUUCAUUGUGGUGGAGAACCCACCCAAUGGAGUCAAGAUCAACGUCCAACGCCUAGUGCAGGUCAGUAACAUGUCAACUCAGCAAUCACAUGAAUUCAUUCUCUCAUUGAUCGGACUUCUAAUGUUAUAAAAGCUUGCCAUCCAACUAUUCAACUAAAUAUUGUUCCCAUCGGCACAUAUAUGACUAGAUCCGACUUAGCCUGAGACGUCAACCUUUCAGCCCGAGAUUUUAGAACAAGUGAUAUGCUAAUUAUAUAAAGUAGGCCAGACAAAACAUGCUGGUUUGGGAUGAGGUAGUUAUUGUUGGGUAGAGAGUACCAGAAUCCGAAUCUAUAUAUUUUGAUGUUAUCAAACAUUUAAAAUUAAGUCUUAUUAUGUUUUAAUAUAUUAUCAAAUGUGCAUACUGAAAGAUUUGAUGAGUUUAAAGGAUCAAAUACUAUACUGAAGUCUAGUUAGAUCAGAAAGAUUAAAUAAUUGGUAGGAAGUCCAAAUAAAUCAGAGAGGAUCUGAUACCCAAUAAGAAGUCUAGUUGGGUCAGCAUGACCUGACAACUGGCUGAAGUCCAGAUGGAGUAUCUGGCAGGAAGACUAGUGUAUCAGAUGUUAAGUGAUUUUGCAAAUGGUAAGUUAAGUAAGUAAUCGGA